This is a messenger RNA of Bactrocera dorsalis (oriental fruit fly), 6872 nucleotides long. It is a transcript of the gene ich, whose product is annotated as ichor. Lineage: Eukaryota; Metazoa; Arthropoda; Insecta; Diptera; Tephritidae. The transcript has 2 exons. The record is from RefSeq and is a predicted model, not a curated record. Gene Ontology annotation, molecular function: RNA polymerase II transcription regulatory region sequence-specific DNA binding; DNA-binding transcription factor activity, RNA polymerase II-specific. The coding region runs from base 2344 to 4077 and encodes 577 amino acids. Gene Ontology annotation, biological process: embryonic pattern specification; regulation of transcription by RNA polymerase II; embryonic hindgut morphogenesis. Gene Ontology annotation, cellular component: nucleus.
ACAUUUGCAGAACCACGAUCCGCUGCUGGCGCUAACAACAACAAAUACGUGAUUCUUGCGCCCAACUAAUGGCAAGCCGGACGAAAAACUCUGAACAGCGUGUCGGCUAAACUAUGUUGAGCAUUCGUGCAAAUGAUGUUCGUUGGCUAAAACGUUGGCCGAACGUUUGUUGCCUUGUCAUUUUAGUAGCGGUUUGGGCUGGUGUCUUCAUGGCCUUCUUGUAUGAUCAGCAAUGUUGGUGCAGACCAACGAAAUGUAAAUAGCUGACAACAACACCAACAAAAAGAGCGCGCUUGCUUGUACGAGUGUGCGCUCCCAUCCUCAUCGUCGUCAUCGUCAUACCAUUCUUUGUCACUUCUACUUCUACAUCAGUUUCUGCCGCUCGUGCUGCUGUUGCUCUUCGUGCACUAUUGUUGUUGCUGUUUUUAGCAUUAACUAGUGCCGCUGCCACCGCUCGUUGCUCUUGUGGCGGUACCGUUGUGCGCAUUUCUUUUGGUGCGCCUGCGCACAGUCGGCUUUCUACCGUUGACGUAUUCGGAUUUGUGGAAAUUUCUCUGCUCUGCUUACGGGCGUACUGUGCGUAGAGACCAUACAUAUAUACACUGAUUGAAUUACACGCCGACAAAAAAUAUUAUUUCUGUAGUAGAAAUAAAUAAAUUGAAGACAAAAAAUGCGAAAAAUUAAAAAGUGAUGAUUAUAGCGCAAUAUAAAAUUAUUAUUGCACAAUAUAAAAUAUUGAAAAGUGACGCAUUUGAAAAACGAAGAAUUUGAAAAAUUUUGCAAUUACUGAAACUCGAAAAAAGGAAAAAAUGUGAGACAAAAUAUGAAACCAGAACUUUUUCGCAAGUGUUGUAAUAAAAUAAUUUUAAAAGUGAGAAAACUUAAAUUAAAUGCAAGAAUUGUAAAUCAGCCAGUAAUGUGAUUAUUUUUAAAGGUACAUACACAUGUACGCACGUUAAAAAAAUUCGAAGCAGUUUUGGAUAAUUAAAUAAAAAAUUGCAAGAUUAUGUGCAUUAGUGUUAAAAAAUAAAAAAAAAAAUUGCAAACAACUUUGACUUCAAGAAAUUGUUUUAAAACGAAAACAAAAUUGAAAAAAGUGUAUGCUAAAUAGAUUGAAAAAUCGAUCAAUUUAAAAUUUGAGAAUAAUUGAAUAAUUUUCGGAAUGCAACUCUGUUUAUAUAGCUUAUACAAUAUUUUUAAAGCAAGCAAAAAUGAAAGUGCCUAAUUUGUAAGUGAAAUAAAACAGAAACCCAAUAUACUCAUAUAUUUUGUGACAGAAGGAUGUGUAAAAAUUAUCGAAAACAAAAGAAAAAUAAUUUUCUGCAUUUAAAGUGCACACUCACCUACUGCAAAUGUUAUACAAAUUCUAUGAGUGCACUAACACAUUUUACUUGCAGCUGUUAAUGUGUUUUCGAGGCAGCGCAACAAUUAAAAAAAAAUAAAUGCAAAUGCAAAUAAAGUGCAAUUUCAGAAUUUUUUACGUAUAAAAAAUUACUUUUAAAUAAAAAACCAGUAAAAACGCAAAAUUCAGUGUAAAACGGAAUAUUCGGCGUGUGAAGAAAGAAGUGAAAAUAAAGCAACACCAGAGCAAAGCAGGAAAUACAAUUUUGAAAAAAGUUUAAAAACUUAAAAAACGAAAGCCAAAAACUCAAACGCAAAACGAGUGAAAUUAAAAAAAUACGAAAAAAUAAAUAAAAAUAAUAUUUAUAAAAAAAUUACUUAAAAAUUUUGUAUAAAAAAUUGUACAAAAAAAAUAUAUAUACAACAAAAUUUUAAAUAAAACAGCAACAAAACAAUAUUUUCAUUUUCAAAAUUUGCAAUUAAAUUAAAUUAAACCAUAAUCAGCACAGUAUCUGUCAUAGAAACUGUUGUAAAUAUUUUCAUACAUCAAAAAUUCGGAAAAUAAACAAUCAAAAUAAAAUUGAAAUCAAACGAAAAAUCUCGGCGACAACUUUUUUUUGGCAAAUCCCGGGUGUUGGCGAUAAUACCUCAAAUAUAUAAACACAAAACAAAAGUAUCCAACCGUACCAAAACUCUACACCCCAGCUCUCCAACCAACUGCCUGCAAGCAACCAGUCCAACAAUAUUAGCAAUACAGCUAUGAAACGUUAAUUGCUGUCAUUUAUUUUGAAUUUUAACCAAACGAGAUCCAAUAAUUAACACAUACACAAAUAUAUAUUACUGUUAUCGACUUAUGGUCCUCCCCGUUAUCCAGCAGCGCACCCGUCAUACUAAAAUUAUACCAGCAUAUUUGGAUACUCACACGCAGUCCUUCUCAGCUAUCGUCUUGCGUUCACAAGAGCUGAAAGGAAAAAAAAUUACUCGCAUGCACCGUAAAAUACAAUGAAGUUUUGCAGCAUGAACGGACCAAGUGAAUCUGAAGUUGAAAGCUUACUUAUGAGUCCAUGCUGGGGUCCCACACAGAACGGCAGCCAAGAUCAAUAUCUGCUCGAUGGCCAUAAAUUACUGCUGGAGCACGAUCUGGAUUCGCUGCCCAGUGACACGGAACAGAAAAACUCGCUAGAUGUGCUCGAUAAUCUGCUCUUGAAUACAUCCUCCCUGAAUGCGUUGUCCGACCUGAAACCACUACCACCGUUCACCGGCUAUACGGGACACUUGUCCAUAAAUGGCAUCUCGGGACAUCAUUAUCAUGCGAUCGCACAGAGGCUACCUGAUGAAAGUAACAACAAUUACAUACAAAGCGCCUACCAGACGAAUCACACGUCGACGACCGGCAAUGGCACGACCACCAUACAACUGGCGGCGGCGACGUCGGGCACAUCACCGUUACCAUCGAUGUCGAGUGGCGGUGGCGGUGGUGGUGCCAACAGUCAUUGCUCUUCGGCCGAUCACAACAUAGUUUCCUCGUCUACAUGCUUGCCUGAAAGCGUUCUGAGUCCGGACGCGGACGCUUGCCUAAACGACGUGAAACUGUUCGCUGAUAGUCAAUUAGAUAGUAAGCUGUACUCAAUGGCCGAUAGUUGUGUUAUGUCUGUAGGUGGCACGGCUGGUAUUGGUGGUGGCGGCGGUGGUGGUGCUGGCGGUGGCAUAGUCAACAAUGGCAACGGUAUGGUGGGCGGUGGCGACCAAGGCACGGAUUCGUUACACAGUAGUGUACGAAUUUAUACCGACGCCAAAGAUCUGUCCGAAUAUGUAGAUAUGAACUCGAUAGAUGACAUUGCGGCCAUAAUUGGUUCAGCGAUAGCAGACACAACGGUGCCCAAUCAAUUAGAUAAGGAUGAUGGUAACGACACGCGCGACUCAUGGAUGGACUUGGAUGCGUGGAUCGAUGGCAAUUGCAUUCAGCAAGAUGGCAAACUGCUUGUGUCGCAACAGGAUACGCUUAGUGAAUUUAUCUUGCCACACUCGCCCGUGCAUCCGAGCUCCACGCUACAGAAUUUGCUCACGCACGGCUACAUGCCCUUCCUGCAGAAUCGCCUACAAAAUGGUCCACCACAGCAACAACAGCACACGCAACAAGCAAAUACAGCCACAAUGAAAAGUGAAGCGCCCAGUUCUACCUCAUAUUGUAACGAGUUGCCCACUGCAACAUCCACCUCGAGUCCGCCAGGUUCCGUUGUCUCGACCACGGACAAUCUGAUGAUUAAUCCGCGCUAUCUCACAAAUCCACAGCCGUAUCAAGUCUCCAUGUCUUCAAUGAAAUCAGAUGGUCUCUGCAGUCCCGACAUGCUGGGCAAUUAUCCACACACGACGACUAUUACACCCACUAGUACGCCGAAAAGGAAACCUUCGCGCUCCCAAAAGAAAUCCAGUCAACAACAAGCGAAUGCACAGUCUAGCAGUAGCGGACUUGGACCGCAACAACUCAAUGCAAUUUCACCAUCAUCCGUCAACUUCAGCGCCAACGAUCUGUCUGGUCUGCUGGGGAAAGAGAAACCCGUGCAUCGGUGUAGUAUAUGUAAUCGGGGUUUUCUCAAUAAGAGUAACAUCAAGGUCCACCUGCGUACGCAUACGGGUGAGAAACCGUUCCGUUGUGAUGUUUGCGCCAAAGCGUUUCGACAGAAGGCGCACUUGCUCAAACAUCAACAGAUACAUAAGAGAAUUGGGCGUGACUGACACGAUGCGCGCGAGGAUCACGAACAACAGAGCAGUGUUGUCAUGAUGCACGCCAAUAUGCGAGCGUUCAAGCCCAAAUCUUCAAAAUCGUUGCAUCUGAGAGUGUCCUAAGUGUGUGCGUGUACGCGUUUGUGUCGAGAGCGCGUAUUUGAAUAUACUCUAUAUAUUCAAGUACUUCGAAGCUACUAUUAGAGUGUUUAGCUGUUCUGUGGCUAUUGCCGGAGCUUCUCCGAUAAGUAGCCACAUUAGAGCUACACCAACUCCGCCACACAACAACACUCUCGGAGGCGGCGUAGUGUUCAUUGAAGGCGUUGAAGUGUUGCCAUCACUGCGCUGAGCGUGAGAGUGGCCAUUGAGUGAGAGCUUUAAGCUUGCACUCAACUACUCAAUGCCUCCUUGUUAGUGUUACUCAAUUCAAUGUCCUUCAAAGAGCGAGUGCGUGUUGCGAAUUCCUAAAUGUAUGCCUUUGUAUAGAGUGUGGUGAGUAUUUUCUGAAUAUUAAUUUGACUACAUUUGAAAACCACUUAAAUUCCAUGGGAUGCGAGUACAAUCUUUUGUAGUUUAGUUGGUAACGAAAAUACUUUUACUUCGAAAAAAUUGUAUAUUUUAAGUGGCUCUUUUGGAAUACGAGACACGCAGUCAAUAUUUGUUAUUCGUUGUUGUUGGUUGCUUUUGAUCUCUUUAGUUUUACUCAAUGUAGGUUUUAGCGGCUUUUAAAAAUAUGGUUUUAAUAAAUUAAGGUAUUUAGCUCGUCAUUCCCUUAUACAAUUUCGGAAAACCUGAGAUACGUAAUGUGGAAGCAAUAUUUUAACGAAUGUACGCAAUAACACCAUUGAAACAAACUUUGGUAAGCUUAAAGCAUUUUUAUGUUAAAAUUUGAAUUUACAAGAAGAUAGAGUAGAAGAAAUUUUUUCGAAUGGAAUUUGAAAUAAUUAUUUAUGUAAGCUUUCAUAGUUUUUUUAUACACAGAUUUCAUUGGCUCUUAGUAUUAUAUUAAGAUUCAUACAUUGCAAUAAUUUAACUGAGAGCUAAGCGGAUAAAUAAUUAAAUCAAAGUUCGUAAAGCUUUCGCUCUUUCGAAAGCUUAAAGCUUUUUAUUUAAAUUUGAUUUUUGUUUGAUUUAUUCAGCAGUUUCUAUAAUUUAUCCAUAUUACUAUGAAAAAUAUAUUUCAUAAUCAAUUUUUGUGAAAAUAAAAAGUGAAAUAAAUUAAAUGUCCUUUUCUGGUAUACUCCAAAGCUAACAUUAUAUAAUACAUAAUAUAAGCUUUCAACAGGUAUUUUGGCUCGGACAUUGAAACAAGGAUUGAGUUGAGCGCUUUUAAUCAUGAUUUCACUCAAUAUCUGUUAUUUUUUAAAAUGAGAAAUCCACAAAUCCGAAUUCGUCAAAGAAAUGGCAUUGGCAACUUGACUAAAAAAUACAGUUAGCGUGUGAAUAGCGUUAGGCCUAUAUUUUAGAGCAACGUCAAUGAGCGACUGUCGCGAGCGAAAACUCAAAGAGAGCACAAGCAAUGUAAGAACAACGGAGCGUCCAAUUGUCUUUUUGCAACUGUUGUUCCGUUUUGAUGCAAGUGUGCACUCUACCAACGAAACAAUGCUGUGGAAAUUGUCUAUAACAUAGGCACUCAUAGUUAUAAUUAAAAAAAACACUGUUUUUUUAUAAAUGGAAAUUUUGGAUUAAACUUAAAACAACAAAAAUUAUGUAAAAUCUUAAAAUUCUAAAAUCUAUUUAAAUUUAAGUUCAAAGAACAGCAUGUAAAAAUAAAAUUGUUUUAGUAUAACGGUAAUUUUAAACAAACUGUGUGCAGCGAAUUUUGUAAAAUAUAGCAUGCAUAUGGCGUAAAAGAGAGCAGAGAAAUUGUACCUCAAAGUGGAAAAUUAUUUCAUACAAGUAAUUUAACAAUACAAAAUAUUACAAAAAAACUUUCAAGUAAUGAAAAAAUAUUUUAAUUAAAAAAUCGUAUACAAAUAAGUUUAAAAGCAAUAAUGUACAAACGAAUAUGCAAUAAAGUAGUGAGUUUAAUAAGCGAAGUAAAUGCAGUUGCAAUAAACGGCCGAAAUUAAUUUAAUUAAUUACUUUAGCGGAAUUUUUGUAUAAAAAAUUAUUUGUUUAAAAUGUAUAUUAAAAACACUUUUGUUUAUGAAAAAAUUGUGAAAAUUUGUUGUAAUCUCUAACAGCCCUGGCGGUGCGUUAAGCGUUUUCUUGAAUUCGAGAGAUUUAUUUCAACGAAAUUUCAUAAAAAUGUUAAAACAUUUAUUAUUUUCUUUAAAAUUUUAGCAAUAUAUAUAUUAAAAAUUAUUAUUAUUUUUUAUUGGUAAGUUUAUGCAAAUUGAAAUUGUAAAAAAAUAAUUAAAAUACAUUGCUGAAUCCAUGAUGCUUUAUUUUAGUUAAUAUCUACUAAGUUUUAAUUAGCGUUAAUUUAUAAAUAGUAACUUACUUUUAAUAAGAAACGCAUAUGUCGUACUGUAAGUAUGUAGCCUAUGCAACUCUAGACAAGUAACCGUUAAACGCACACACACAAAUGCAAGCAGCAGUUGCUCAGUUAAAUAAUUUAUGUAAAUUAAAUUAAUGUAAAAUAUUUAUUAUUUAUUUUUAAUUAUACACUUUUGUGCAAUUAUUUAUUUAAAUGUGUAUACCCCACCAUUCCUCUAUCCAACAACAAAAGCAAUUAGCUGCCUUUACCUCCUCAUCCCUUAAGUAGUUUUUUGCUAAAUUAAAGAAAAAUAAAUAUUAAAAAAUGUAAAUAGUUUAUUGUAUUUGGUGUAGUCUUAAAUUAAAUGAAAUUAUAUUAAAUAUAA